Apaloderma vittatum (bar-tailed trogon) is the source of this 2469-nucleotide messenger RNA. RefSeq names its product protocadherin-10-like. Lineage: Eukaryota; Metazoa; Chordata; Aves; Trogoniformes; Trogonidae. Gene Ontology annotation, biological process: homophilic cell-cell adhesion. Gene Ontology annotation, molecular function: calcium ion binding. The record is from RefSeq and is a predicted model, not a curated record. Gene Ontology annotation, cellular component: plasma membrane.
UCAGCCCGGCGGUUCCGCAUCGUGUCGCGGGCCGGGGCCAGGCAGCACUUGGAGGUGAACCUGGAGAAUGGAAUCCUUUUCGUGAACGAGCGGAUUGACCGGGAGGAGGUGUGUGAGGCUGGGGGGACCUGCCUGCUCCAUCUGCAGCUCCUAGUGGAGAGCCCGCUGGAGCUCUACCGCGUCGAGGUGGAGGUGCUGGACAUCAAUGACCACGCACCUACAUUUCCCUGGCAAGAGUAUGUGCUGGAGGUGGCUGAGUCUGCUGUGCUUGGCCCACUGGAGAGUGCCCAGGAUCCGGACGUGGGCACCAACUCGGUACAUACCUACCGGCUCAGCCCCAAUGCAUUUUUUUCUCUCGAAGUGCAGACGCGCAGCGAUGCCAGCAAGUUUGCAGAGCUGGUGCUGGAGCGUGCCCUUGACCGCGAGCAGCAACGUGCCCACCGGGUGCUGCUCACUGCUCUCGAUGGUGGUGUCCCUGAGCGCUCGGGCACAGCUCACAUCCUAGUCACGGUGCUGGAUGCGAAUGACAACGUGCCUGCCUUUGACCAGCCUUCAUAUGGCGUGAGCCUUCCUGAGGAUGCCCCUGCUGGCACCCUGGUCAUUCAGCUCAAUGCCACUGACCUGGAUGAAGGCCCCAAUGGGGAGAUCGAGUACUCUUUCAGUGGGCACGCACCACCACGUGUCCGGGAGCUCUUCUAUAUUGAGCCUCGGACUGGGCAGGUACUGCUGAAGGGCCCAUUGGACUAUGAACGGGCAAGUAUCCACGAGCUCUAUGUGCAAGCCAAGGACCGCGGACCCUCGGCUGUGGCCGUGCACUGCCGGGUGCUUGUGCACCUCCUUGAUGUGAAUGACAAUGCUCCAGAGGUGACCCUCACUUCUGUGUCCACGCCUGUGCAGGAGGAUGCCCCACCAGGCACUGUCAUUGCUGUCAUUAGCGUUCUGGACCGGGACUCUGGUGACAACGGGCGUGUGAGUUGCGAAGUUGGCCCCGACGUACCCUUUGAGCUCCGAUCCUCCUUCCGCAACUACUACACGCUGGUCACUACACAGGCACUGGACCGGGAAGUUGUGCCUGAGUACAACGUGAGCAUCACAGCACGGGACAUGGGCUCCCCUGCCCUGCUGACCCGCAGCACCCUCACCAUCCCAGUGUCUGAUGUGAAUGACAACGCCCCGCGCUUCCUCCAGCCCUCCUACAGUGUUUAUGUGAUGGAGAACAAUGCUCCAGGUGCCUCCAUCUGCUCUGUCAGUGCUUUGGACCCGGACUGCCAACAAAAUGCCUAUCUAUCUUACUCCAUUGCCGAUGGACACAUCCAUGGCAUGCCUGUGGGCACUUAUGUGUCCAUCAACUCAGACAGCGGGCACAUGUAUGCCCUGCGCUCCCUCGAUUACGAGCAGAUCCGCAGCUUCCAGAUCCAGGUGCAAGCCCAGGAUGCAGGUUUCCCACCACUCAGUGCCAACGUCACGGUCCAUAUCUUCGUGCUAGACCAGAAUGACAAUGCUCCCGUCAUCGUUUCCCCCAUGCUGCGCAAUGGCUCCGUGGCCACCGAGCUGGUGCCACGAUCAGCCAGGCCUGGCUACCUCGUGGGCACAGUGUCAGCAGUGGAUGCGGAUGCAGGACUGAAUUCCCGUCUCUCCUACCAGCUGCUCCAGGCCACUGACUUCACCCUCUUCAGCGUGGCACCGGACACGGGUGAGCUGCGCACACUCCGCUCCUUUCUGGAGCAGGACGCAACCAUUCGGUGCCGUGGAGAGAGGCGGUCCCGACAGGGUAAAGGCUGCUCACCGCCCCGCUGCCACUGCUGCCCUGGGUCCAGACCCUCCUCUGAUGGCCUCAAGACAUCCAACCUGACGGCACAGCCCCCUGCGGGGACCACGGCUGCCACCUGCCUCGACGUGCCUGGGGGUGGCCCCCCGGGCUACUGCUACAAGGUCUGCCUUGGUCCUGAGUCUGCCCAAAGUGACUUCAUGUUCCUCAAACCCUGCAGCCCCCUCCGGAACAACGAGAAGGACUCUGGGAAGCGGUCCCAGCUGAGCCAGAAUUUCCAGGUCUCCAAGCAGAUCAAACAGCCCAACAUGGACUGGCUGCCUCCAAGCACACGGCGACCUGCCCUGAAAAGCUCCCAGAGCCUGGAGGAUGUGGGGGAAAUCCGCAGAGCCCUCCAGAAGGAACAUGAGAGGCUGUGCACACUGGUGACCCCUGUCUCUGAGUUUCAGAAGGCUUCAGCAGGUGCCAACAGUGUCUGGACACCCCAGUAUAGCCCCGUAUACCCAGGGCACAUCCCAGCCCUGGAUUACCAGCACAAUGUCUACAUCCCUGGCACCCCCACUCUGCUUUCUAGCAAAGAUGCGCCCCUCUUCCUGGGCUGGGAGAACAAGAACAGCUUCUCCACCUUUGGCAAGAGGAAGAAGAUGACAACUUACUGUGACAUGCAUGACAGUGUGGUUAUCAACAACGACCUGAAAUAG